AUGAAGGCACCUUUUGACAGCAUGCGCAGAAUAUUUGCGUCAGAAGAGGAUCUGAAAAGGUCAAUUUCGUCUUUACACACAUUACAAAAUGGCCACUUUGAAAAAUAUGUAGAUCGACUGGAGGGUAUCCUUCCGGACCUAUUAAAAUGGGACCGAUUGGACAAUCUAGCAGACGAUUUAGGGAUGGAUCGUGUUUUAUGUCAUGGAGACUUCUACCCUAUGAACACCCUUUGGAAAAAGGACGAUGAAGGGUUUAACUUGGCUGCUGUGAUAGAUUAUCAGUGUUCACGUGUUAAUUAA
Molecule: messenger RNA, 300 nt
Organism: Cooperia oncophora
Lineage: Eukaryota; Metazoa; Nematoda; Chromadorea; Rhabditida; Trichostrongylidae
Source: the annotation of a GenBank genome assembly